AUGGCGUCGAAUAGCCAAACCACUGGCGAGAAUGACACUUCCGACCAGAUCCCGCUUCAGGAUCUGUCCAGAUCCGACAUCAAUGUCCCCGCAGAUGGUCAUGGCAGAGGCCGCACUAACAGUGUGGGGGGCGGAGUCUUUUCACGACGAUCUUUAAUGAGUAGAGGGUCGCGCAAACAAUACCAGAGCGUUGCAGAGGAGUCGCCGGUCGACUUGGGAAAUACAAACAGGAAUCCGUUCCAACAACCGAAUGAAGACGAAGAGAAUGAUCUAGGCGCUCUCGCGCAGGCCAUGUCGUUCGGCAUUACUUUUGACGCGCCGCGUUUAUCAUUAUCAGGCCCCUCAGCCAGACACGAUUUCAACGAUGGAGCCUCUGAUCUCGAUAAUAUACCCUUGGACAACUACAACUCUCAUGAACCCGACUAUUACGCGCCGCCCCGAGUCGACGAAGACGACACUGCACGCCUGACCGAUCCUAGAUACCUCCAACCGAUCAGCGGUGCCCCUGUCUCAGAAGGUCGACCAAGCAGUGAUAUUGCUGGCCAAUCCAUCCGCUCCGGUGAUGGAUCGCGUUUGGGUGAUGAUCUCCCUCAUUUGGAGGAGGGUUUGCGCCCACGUCGUGGCAGUAGCGCCCGGUCCCGUUCUCUAUCCCCAUCGAGCCCCGGCGGGGCGCUGCAGCGUGCCAGUUCGAUGGUGAAAUCCAUGUCACAGCGAGUGGUCAACUUGAGUAAUGAACCGGAAGUUGUGCAACAAUCAAUUGAACGAGAGGAGUCUCAUAAAAAUUCACGCCUGGAGGGACCCCCAGUUCUACCUGCAAUGACCGAUUUCGCCCAUGAUACCGACCCCGGACUGCCGCCGAGAGACAACCGGACGUCAAGUACUAUGUGGAAGUACCGAAAUAAUCCUUUCCGAGGCAGAUCGCUGAACAUUUUUGGACCCAAUAACCCUUUGCGACUUUGGCUUUGCGAUAUCCUCGUUCAUUCAUACAUGGAGCCUUUCAUUUUGGUAGUAAUUGUGAUUCAAACUAUCUUGCUGAUCGUGGAAUCUUCACAAUCGGUGUUCAACCGACCUUGGGCAGUACGAUGGGGCCACUCCCCAUUAGAUUAUGUGUUUUUUGUUAUUUUCAUUAUCUACACCCUCGAAAUUGCCGCCAAGAUCUUGGUCUCUGGUUUCUUAUUCAACCCGAGGGAGUAUAGCACGCUCGACCGGAACAUUGGAAUUAGGAAAGCCAUGGCAGAGAAGGCCAAGAACCUCAUUACUCCUCAUCGGCAGACGACCAAGAAAAAAGUCUCAUUCCUGCAACCCGAGCCCCAAGCCUCUAUUUUGCGGACGUUCACUGGAAUGAAUGCAUUGGAUGAGCAAACCUUCGACGAUCCUCUCCACAAACGCCGUUCUCGACUCGCCCACCGUGCGUUCCUUCGACACUCGUUCAACAGACUAGAUUUCGUGGCAGUCAUCGCCUAUUGGGUCUCCUUUGUCCUUUCGCUACAUGGCCUUGAGGCCGCCCAUCAGCUUUACAUCUUUCGAAUGCUGAGUUGUCUUCGAAUUUUGCGACUUCUUUCUCUUACAAACGGAACCUCUGUAAUUCUUCGAAGUCUGAAAAGAGCUGCUCCUCUUCUUGUGCAUGUCGCAUUUCUCAUUGGAUUCUUUUGGCUUCUAUUUGCGAUUGUUGGUAUACAGAGUUUUAAAUCCAGUUUGCGGAGAACCUGUGUCUGGAUCGACCCUGAGGGAAUUUCCAAUUUCACCUCGAACGAUGCAUACGGUACUCUUCAAUUUUGUGGCGGGUAUCUUAAUAGCACCACGGGUGAGAACAUGCCUUGGCUUGAUGCCUCCGGUACUGUUCUGGGUAGUUCUUCCGCCAAAGGCUAUAUAUGCCCUGCAGGUUCCCUGUGUGUUGAAGGCACGAAUCCCUAUAAUGGAACAGUGAGUUUUGACAACAUCCUUCAAUCAUUGGAGGCGGUCUUUGUCAUCAUGAGUUCCAACACAUUCACCGAUUUGCUUUACUACACCACCGACAGCGAUUAUCUCGCAGCGGCGCUGUUUUUUGCCUUUGGCCUUGUCAUUCUCAGCCUGUGGUUGGUGAACUUGCUCGUUGCGGUCAUUACUCAUUCUUUUCAAGUCAUUCGAGAGGAAAGUAAACGCAGUGCUUUUGCUGUCCAACAAAUCGACAAUAUCGAAGAAGAUAACACCACCACUCGAAAAGUAAGCACGCUGAAAAGAUUUUACGACAAGACUGAAUACCUUUGGAUUCUCAUCAUUGUCUACGACCUAAUCAUUCAAGCAUUGACGAGUUCAACCAUGGGAGAAGACCGAGCCAGCUUUAUCUCAAACACCGAGCUGGUGAUCACGCUCGUUUUCCUGCUUGAAAUUGUCUUGCGAUUUGCAUCCGAUUGGCGUGCAUUCCAUGUGAAACGCCGAAAUUGGUUUGACCUGCUUCUUGUUAUUGUCACUUGCAUCAUUCAAAUACCCCCCAUCAAAAACUCGGGGCGUGCUUAUACCGUCCUGACUCUCUUUCAAAUUCUUCGGGUCUACCGAGUUGUACUGGCAAUCCCCGUGACCAAGAAACUUAUUUUGGUUGUCUUCCGAAACACCGUUGGUUUACUCAACCUGAUAUUUUUCCUUUUUUUGAUGACUUUUCUCGCUGCCAUCUUUGCAACGCAACUCUUUCGCAGCCAGAUCCCUUCCGAGGAUCCAUCGGGAAACUCCAUCAUGAUCACAUUUGCCGAUAUCUACAACUCGUUCCUGGGUAUGUAUCAGAUAUUGUCGAGUGAAAAUUGGACAACUAUUUUGUAUAAUGUUACCGCAUAUACCACCCACUUCAAUACUGCGUGGAUUUCCGCCUCAUUCAUCAUCAUGUGGUUCAUCGUGGCCAAUUUCAUCAUACUGAACAUGUUCAUUGCGGUCAUUCAAGAGAGUUUUGAUGUGUCAGAGGAUGAGAAGCGUCUUCAGCAGGUUCGGGCAUUUUUAGAACAGAAGCAUAUCGGGCAAGCUACUCAAGGAAACCUUGCGCUUUCGAAGAUCCUUCGCUUGGGUCGUGAUUCGGAUCGCUUCAAGGACCCGCUUGAUCAUGGACCCGCUGCCUUGGAAAUGUUGCUGAAGGAUGCCGUUGUCCGUGAAUUCCUUGAUGAAGAAGAGGAAAUUCUAGAAGAGGGGUCAGAAAACCAGAGCAGAGAGAAUGCAAUUCCUGAUGGUGCGAUAGCGGAGACUACCGACCCAGGUUUCAUCUCGCAAGCCAUGGCCAAAGCGAAUGCACUCAUUAUGGGUCGGGAGCCUAACCCAUUCUACUCGAAGCUCAAAUUCUCCCGGGCCUAUGAAGACCUAGACCCAAGAACCAUGGCCAGAGAAGUUGUCUCAGCGGCCGAGGCGAGAAAGCGUGCACAGCGAGAGUAUCUUAUAAAACAUCCUAAAUACAACAAGUCGCUUUACAUGUUUGGGCCACACCACCCAGUCAGAAAGUUGUGCCAGCGAAUCGUUGGGCCUGGACGCGGCAACCAACGAGUUGAAGGUGUGGAUCCAUAUAAACCAGUGUGGUAUACAUUCUCAGCUAUCAUUUACACGGCAAUUGUGGCCAUGGUGCUUCUUGCAUGCAUCACGACUCCAUUGUAUCAAAGACAAUAUUUCCGUACUAACCGCAACUGGUUCGUCUACACCGACAUGGGCUUUGCAGUCGUCUUCACCGUCGAGGCAACUAUCAAGGUGAUUGCGGAUGGUUUCUUCUGGACACCCAAUGCAUUCUUUCGCAGCUCUUGGGGUUUCAUUGACGGAAUUGUAUUGGUCACUCUCUGGGUUAACGUCGGAAGUUCUCUAUACAAGGACUUCAGUAUCUCCAGACCCAUCGGUGCUUUUAAAGCGCUGAGAGCUCUGCGUUUGCUGAAUGUCAGCGAUAGUGCCAAAGACACUUUCCACUCUGUUAUCAUCCUAGGGGGAAUGAAGGUCGUUGCUGCAGCUGCGGUAUCCUUGAGUUUCCUGAUUCCCUUCGCCAUCUACGCCCUCAAUCUAUUCAAUGGACAACUCUUAACCUGCAACGACGGUGACUUUUCGGGCAAUUUGACGUUUUGUGUCAAUGAAUACUAUAGCUCGCCCUACAACUGGGAUGUCAUUGGCCCCCGAACUGUGACCAACACUUACUAUGACUUUGACAAUUUCGGCGACUCCCUCUUCAUUCUUUUCCAGAUUGUCUCUCAGGAAGGUUGGAUCGAUGUCCAAGAAAGCGUGAUGAGUAUUGUCGGCCAUGGUUUGCAACCACAAGACAACUACGCCCCCGCCAACGGCUUCUUCUUUGUUGUCUUCAACCUUCUUGGAGCCGUGUUUGUUCUGACGCUGUUUGUGUCUGUUUUCAUGCGCAACUACACAGAACAGACUGGCGUUGCCUUCUUGACUGCCGAACAGCGAUCUUGGCUCGAGUUGCGGAAACUCCUUCGACAAAUUUCGCCCUCAAAAAGGUCCCUCAAUGACAAGAGUGCCCAGUGGCAGCAAUGGUGCUAUCGAAUUGCAGUGAAAAAACAUGGGCGGUGGGCGCACUUUGUCACUGCAACUCUCUGUCUACAUUUGAUCCUUCUGGUGCUUGAGUUCUAUCCAGAGCCUGAAGUGUGGGAGAUGUCUCGUUCCAUUUUGUUCUUCGUCUUCAUGUUCGUCUACUUGGCUAAUGUUGUGAUUCGAUUUGUCGGUCUUGGGUGGCAUCGGUUCAGUCGAAGCUCAUGGGAUCUAUACUCCCUCGUAGUUGUACCUGGUGCAUGGAUCACGACUAUCUUGCACAUCGCUUUAUCGACACAGGCUGUUCUCGAGAUGAACAAACUGUUCCUCGUCGCCAUCGCUUUGCUUCUUAUUCCACGAAACAACCAGCUGGACCAGCUGUUCAAGACAGCCGCAGCUAGUCUGCCAGUCAUUGGCAACCUUCUUGCCACCUGGUUCGUCCUGUUUCUAGUAUUUGGCAUUGCCAUGAACCAAGCCUUUGGCCUCACGAAGUUUGGGAGCAACGAGAGCAGUAAUCUCAAUUUCCGCGACGUUCCCAAAUCCCUUAUUCUACUCUUCCGAUCCAGUUGCGGAGAGGGUUGGAACCAGGUCAUGGAGGAUUUUGCCACCAUGGAACCACCUUUCUGCACAUAUAGUUCCGACUUCCUUGAAGACGACUGCGGCAGUGCCGGCUGGGCUCGAUCUCUAUUCAUCGCGUGGAACAUCAUCAGCAUGUACAUCUUCGUAUCACUAUUCGUCUCGCUUAUCUUCGAAAGUUUCUCUUACGUCUACCAAAGAAGCAGUGGCCUAUAUGCGGUGAACCGUGAAGAGACCCGCCGCUUCAAACAUGCCUGGUCAACUUACGAUCCGGAUGGCACUGGUUUCAUCUCGAAAGAGCAAUUCCCUCGGUUGCUGGGAGAGCUCUCCGGUAUCUUCUCGAUGCGCAUUUAUGACGGCGAAUUCACUGUUGGUGCGAUUCUAGAUCAGUGUCGAAUUAAUCGCCGAGACUCGGUUGUCUCUUUCCGCUCCUCCCUACAUAUGCGCUCGCAGGAUUCCUUGAAUCCGAUGAUGCAACCCAACGGGGAGAACAUUGUCGACGAGGUCGACCUGAAAGAGCUUAACCGCAUUCUCAAUCGCAUCCCAGUCAAGACCAUUCGAGAGCGGCGGCAGCGGCUCAAUACCUUUUACGAAGAGGUCCUUGUAUCAGCAGACCCAGACCGUGGUAUCUCCUUCCAUCAAUGCCUGAUGAUCCUCGCCCAUUACAAUGUCAUCAGCGAUAGCAAGAGUCUGCGUCUGGAAGAAUUCCUCCGGCGCCGAGCACGCCUGCAACGUGUGGAGGAAGCCGUCCGCCGCAACACCGUGGUCGGUUUCUUUGACACUCUAUACUGGUCCCGUCAAUUCCGCCGUGCCAUUGACCGCAAGAAGAGCUCUCGCAUGACGGCCAUUCCUCAAUUCACGGUCCCCGAGAUCUAUGUCGAUGACCCCGUGGAUGAUUCCGAAGAUCACGAGGAGCCCGCUCCCGGCACCAUGACGCCGCAAACCCAGCCUGAUCUUGACGGGCCAUUUGCGCCAAUGCUGUCGCCUUCCUCUACCUUCCAUCGCCGCGCCGAAUCCAGCCCUACUGCCAACCGGCACGACCUGCCUCGCCUGGACACUACCAUGAGCGGUGGUCGCGCGUCGGGUACUAGCACCCCGACGGACUGGGCAAGUAUAAGUCCUUCGCGAACCCCGCGCCAUAUGUAUGGCGAACGCGGGUCGUUCGACUCUGGUGAACGCCGUGACUCUGCUACGGGUACCGAUCCUGGCCGCCAAAGCACCAUGAACGUGCAGGAUGUGAUGCACUCGCUGGAUAACUCCGUCUGGGGUGAGAGUAUCCGGCGUAGCUUCACACAGCAGCGGCGGUCUGGGGAUCAUGGAUCCGCCGAGCGAUCUAACCGGUCUACCCAAUCCACUGAGAAGGGUUCACCUUAA
Molecule: messenger RNA, 6423 nt
Organism: Penicillium verhagenii
Lineage: Eukaryota; Fungi; Ascomycota; Eurotiomycetes; Eurotiales; Aspergillaceae
Gene: cch1
Product: calcium channel protein CCH1
Exons: 2
Coding region: 1-6423 (2140 amino acids)
Biological process (GO): calcium ion import across plasma membrane
Cellular component (GO): membrane; voltage-gated calcium channel complex
Molecular function (GO): calcium ion binding; high voltage-gated calcium channel activity
Source: RefSeq, a predicted model, not a curated record